AAGAUGCUUUGGGUGAACUUCAUUCAGGGAAUAAUUUUCCUUUUUCUCACUGGACCUGGAAUUUGGGGGAACACACUCAUAUUCAUAAGAUACUUCUAUAUAAUUGUUUUUAUUCCUGAGAAAAAACCCAUAAGCUUUAUCAUCAUUCACCUGGCUUUCUCAAAUGCAGCCAUUAUUUGUACUACAGGAAUCAGAGAUCUAGCCCCAGUUUUCUACUUCAGAAACUUCCUAGGUAGCACUGCUUGUAAAACUGUGGUUUACCUGGGGCGGGUGGCGCGGGGCCUCUCCAUCUGCACCACCUGUCUGCUCAGCGUGGUCCAAGCCAUCACCAUUGGUCCCAGGACCACGCUGUGGGGAAAGCUUCGGCCGCGGACUCCAUGGCAAGUCCUGCCCUAUUUCUUCCUCUUCUGGGUCUCUAGCCUUCUGGUAAGCUCCAACUUGCUCUGGACCAUCACAGCAGUCAGCAGCAUGAACAGAUCUGAAGUUGCAAUGUACGCUGGUGGUUGUUACUUACUGCCUUCCAGACACAUGGUCCAGUGGCUUUUCCUCGCUCUCAUGGCUCUUCGGGACGUCCUCUUCCAGGGUCUCAUGGGCUGGAGCAGCGGCCUCAUAGCUCUCCGUCUGUAUGAACAUCACAAGCGCGUGCUCUACCUGCGCAGCUCCCGGCUGGCAAACGGUUCCAGCCCGGAAAUCAGAGCCAUGCUAAGCACCCUCAUUCUCAUGGCUUGUUUCCUUUUCUUUUUUUGGACAGAUUUCAUGUUCUCCUUCUACAUAGGUUCCACUGUGACAAAUGAAAGUACACUGCUGUAUAUUAAAAUCUUUCUAGAGCUUGGUUAUUCCAUUCUCAGCCCCUUUGUGUUGAUGCACAGGGAUGUUCGUGUCAGUAAACAAAGGCAAAUUCAAGGAGGAAUAUGUGGAACGACCUUCUACACCAAUUCUUCCAUAAACUAA
This is a messenger RNA of Octodon degus (degu), 951 nucleotides long. Its product is annotated as putative vomeronasal receptor-like protein 4. Gene Ontology annotation, molecular function: pheromone receptor activity. Gene Ontology annotation, cellular component: membrane. The record is from RefSeq and is a predicted model, not a curated record. Bases 4 to 951 code for a protein of 315 amino acids. Gene Ontology annotation, biological process: G protein-coupled receptor signaling pathway. The transcript has a single exon. Lineage: Eukaryota; Metazoa; Chordata; Mammalia; Rodentia; Octodontidae.